CGUCAUUGCAGGGUUGUUUGUGCAGUCUCGGCAGCGGCGGUGACCCACAGUGAUUUGGCUGCCGCGCCGGGGGGUGGGGGGGCUGCGCGGGACUCUUUUCUCUCAGACUGACCGCGGGGCAGCUGGGGAGCAUGUCGACCCCGGCCCGGAGGAGGCUCAUGCGGGAUUUCAAGCGAUUGCAAGAGGACCCACCUGUGGGUGUCAGUGGUGCACCAUCUGAAAACAACAUCAUGCAGUGGAAUGCAGUUAUAUUUGGACCAGAAGGGACACCCUUUGAAGAUGGUACUUUUAAACUAGUAAUAGAAUUUUCUGAAGAAUAUCCAAAUAAACCGCCAACUGUUAGGUUCUUAUCCAAAAUGUUUCAUCCAAAUGUGUAUGCUGACGGUAGCAUAUGUUUAGAUAUCCUUCAGAAUCGAUGGAGUCCAACAUAUGAUGUAUCUUCUAUCUUAACAUCAAUUCAGUCUUUGCUGGAUGAACCAAAUCCAAACAGUCCAGCUAAUAGCCAGGCAGCACAGCUUUAUCAGGAAAACAAACGAGAAUAUGAGAAAAGAGUUUCGGCCAUUGUUGAACAAAGCUGGAAUGAUUCAUAAUAGACAACUGGUCUGUUAAUCUUUUUCAUCAUUGUUGUGUAUAAUUUACCUCUCAGUAGAAAGGCUAAUAAAUUUUAAGUGCCACAGGUUUUAAGGAUUCAGCAGAAAAAAAAAAAAAUCUCCUUCAGUUUAGAACCCACAGAAGCUUGUGUAUCUUGAUUAAUGUACUUUUUAUUGCAUGGUAUGAACUAAGUUAUUGCUGCAUAAAUUUGUAAUAUAUCCUGUUUGUAUUUUUUUCCAAGUGUAUAAUGUUGGUGUGGAGUUUUCAUGACAGAAUAUACACAUUUUGUAAAUCUGUACUUUUUUCAAAUAUUGAAUGCCUUAUUUUUGAAUUCUUUAGAUUUUUAAAUUGGAGAAAAGCACUUAAAGUUUUUUAUAUAUGAAUAUUACAUGUAAAGCUGUUAAAAUACAUAACUUCAGUGCAAGAGA
Molecule: messenger RNA, 1019 nt
Organism: Galeopterus variegatus (Sunda flying lemur)
Lineage: Eukaryota; Metazoa; Chordata; Mammalia; Dermoptera; Cynocephalidae
Gene: UBE2B
Product: ubiquitin-conjugating enzyme E2B
Exons: 6
Coding region: 132-590 (152 amino acids)
Biological process (GO): proteasome-mediated ubiquitin-dependent protein catabolic process; DNA repair; protein polyubiquitination
Cellular component (GO): HULC complex
Molecular function (GO): ubiquitin conjugating enzyme activity
Source: RefSeq, a predicted model, not a curated record